AUGGGAUGCUAAAUUGGAAAGACCAAUCAAAUUUAAAUUAGAUCAAAAUACAACAAUCUUGUAGGAACCAAGUUUUAAGAGGCUAUUGAAAAUAGCAAUCCAUAAUUAAAAUAUUUGUAACAUUAAUGGAAUCAAUUUGAAUUAAAAGAUUUUACUGCAGCACUUAAAUUCAAAUAAAGUGAUCCUGUAAGAUUUAGAAAGUAUCUAAUGAAUGGUGCUCUCUCUUCCAAUAGAUGGUAAUUAUGGAAAGUAUCCUUAUUUGUGGAAAAUAUAUUUGAAUCUGGGUGUUAUGAGACUUUACUAAAGAAUUCACAAAAUCAGUUUGAUAGUGAUAUUGAAAAGGAUUUGCCUAGAACAUUACCAGGCCAUCAGUUAUUUAACAAAAAAUCUUAAGCGCUUUAAAAUCUUCUGAAAGCUAUUUCUAUCUAUAAUAAUGAUUAUGUAACAGGAAUGAAUUAAGUAGCUGGAUUCUUAUUAUUAAUAAGUGGAAUGGAUGAAGAGGAAGCGUUUUGGAUGCUAAAUUAUUUGAAUAUCAAUCCGUAAUUCAAAUUUAUUUAAUUAUAUCAAACGAAUGAUUAAUAGAGUAUAAAGUAAUUUAGUUAUUAGAUUAAGAGAAUCAAUUUGAAUUUGUCACUAAAUUAUUAAACAUAUUCCAUAAGCAUUUUAAAAGUCAAAUGCCAUAACUGUAUCAACAUUUUGAAAGUUAAGAUAUCACUUAAUAUUGUUAUAUAUGGAAGUGGAUAUUUUCAUUGUUUUUAUAGACAUUCCCUUUUGAAGUGGUGCUGUACUUUUUUGAUUUCAUGAUAGCCAAUAAUAUUUUGGCAAUAAUUUCCCUAUCUCUUGGAUUACUUAAACAUUUUCAAUCUCAUCUAUUGAAAUUAGAUUAAGAGUAGAUCAGUUAAUUCAUAACAUAAUUAUCAGAAUGUUCAGAUGUUUUUGAUCGAUCAAAACAUUCAGAUCAUUUGUGUGUUGAAUAAAUAAUAUUGUAUGCUUCCCAAUAUCAUGAAACAUUGGGAUUUUCUAAAUUAGAAGAAACUCUGUAAUGA
Messenger RNA from Paramecium sonneborni, 1046 nucleotides. The record is from the annotation of a GenBank genome assembly. Lineage: Eukaryota; Ciliophora; Oligohymenophorea; Peniculida; Parameciidae.